CUCAGCCUCCGGGAGCAGCAGCUGAGGGACAAGCCUUCGGAGGGGCCUGGGAGGGACUUGCUGUCCUGGAGAGUGCGGGCUCUGGACCCUACCCUUUCGGCGCGGCAUGGGGGGUCCCGCGGGGCUGCCAGGUCUCCUUGAUGCCCCACAGCCCCUCCUCUACCUGCUGUGCCUGCUCUCAUUGCUCCAAGCAGCCAGGCCAAGCCAGGUGCCCAGAGAACAACCCCAGUGGGCACUGCUGGAGCAGUACUGCCAUGCAGUCCAGACCCUCACUGACCUCUCAGGUCCCUACUCCUACUGCAACACGACCUUGGACCAGAUCGGUACUUGCUGGCCCCGGAGCGCUUCUGGAGCCCUCGUGGAGAGGCCGUGCCCUGAGUACUUCAACGGUAUCAAGUACAACACGACCCGGAAUGCCUACCGAGAAUGCUUAGACAACGGGACGUGGGCCUCAAAGAUCAACUAUUCACAGUGCGAACCCAUUUUGGAUGACAAGCAGAGGAAAUAUGACCUGCACUACCGCAUAGCUCUCGUUGUCAACUACCUGGGCCACUGUGUCUCUGUGGCAGCCCUGGUGGCCGCCUUCCUGCUUUUCCUGGCUCUGAGGAGCAUCCGCUGCCUGCGGAACGUGAUUCACUGGAACCUCAUCACCACCUUCAUCCUGCGAAACGUCAUGUGGUUCCUGCUACAGCUCAUCGACCACGAAGUGCAUGAAAGCAAUGAGGUCUGGUGCCGCUGUAUAACCACCAUCUUCAACUACUUUGUGGUCACCAACUUCUUCUGGAUGUUUGUAGAAGGCUGCUACCUCCACACCGCCAUUGUCAUGACCUACUCCACUGAGCGUCUGCGCAAAUGGCUCUUCCUCUUCAUCGGAUGGUGCAUCCCCUGCCCCAUCAUCAUCGCCUGGGCAGUUGGCAAACUCUACUACGAGAAUGAACAGUGCUGGUUUGGCAAGGAGCCUGGCGACCUGGUUGACUACAUCUACCAGGGCCCCAUCAUCCUCGUGCUCCUGAUCAAUUUUGUAUUUUUGUUCAACAUUGUCAGAAUCCUAAUGACAAAAUUACGAGCCUCCACCACAUCAGAGACAAUUCAGUACAGGAAGGCGGUGAAGGCCACCCUGGUCCUCCUGCCUCUGCUGGGCAUCACCUACAUGCUCUUCUUUGUCAAUCCUGGUGAGGACGACCUGUCACAGAUUGUGUUCAUCUACUUCAACUCCUUCCUGCAGUCCUUCCAGGGUUUCUUCGUAUCUGUCUUCUACUGCUUCUUCAAUGGAGAGGUGCGCUCAGCUGUGAGGAAGAGAUGGCACCGCUGGCAGGACCAUCACUCUCUCCGAGUGCCUGUGGCCCGGGCCAUGUCCAUCCCCACGUCACCCACAAGGAUCAGCUUCCACAGCAUCAAGCAGACAGCUGCCGUGUGACCCCUUGUCACCCACCUGUCCAUCAUCCUCCACCCUCGAGGCAGCUUCCCCACCCUCCUCUGUCUUCUUCCCUGGACCUUCUGGCCGUGCAGGCACUGGUGGCAUAGGAGAAGGGAGGGAAGAGGCCAGCCCUCCAGCCGGGCAAGAAAGAGAGGGUGCAGCCACGGAAGAGGCUCCAAGGGACCAGGGCCACUGAAGCCACAAGCCUCCCGCAGGAGGGAGAAGAGGGAUCCACCCCCCUGAGAAGAGCGGGUCAGAUGUCAUUCAACAUUUGCCCACUGCCUCCUCUCUUGCUGGAUCCGCACUGUAGCUCCAUUCACAGAUGAAGAAACUGAGGCUCAGAGAAGGCAAGGGUCUGCACCCAAGUCACACCGCUGGUUACCCCACUCAUGGUACCAGCUGCUGGUUGAUGGGUUGCCUCUGCUCACCGCCUUCCGCCGCCACACUCAGGGGCGCCCUCUGCUGCUGAAGGAGUUAAAGAUCAAUUCAGUUGGCCCCAUCCCAGGGGCUGUCAGCUAGGGAAGCCUCCCCGUGCCCUGCCUCUGUCCAUGCUGUCAUCUACUCCCUCCCCAGCCGCCCUGCCCCUGGGGCUUCAGGAAGCUUCUGAGCCUGAUGUCCCUCCCUGGAGAGACCUUUUCUCAUCUCAUUGCUGGGGGUGGAGGGGCAGGUGAGAGGGAUAGGCAACCAGGGCAGCCAUGCGCGUAGGCCAACCAGACACACAGUGGACAGAAUGAGGAGCAGGAGUGGGCGGGGCGGGAGGAAAAGAGCAGGGUGGAGAGAGUCAAAACCAAAGUUGUGUCUUUGGUGGUUGGAACUAAUCCCCCAGCCCCUUCUCAGACUGGGCUUCAGCCUCCCCCGAUACAACAUCUCUACUCUCUGAGAAAUAAACCGUGACUCUGUGAAAAUGGCCUCCUUCAGGUCAAGUGAGAAGGCAUGGGAGAGGUGGUGUGGUCAAGGAUGGGGGCUGAGUCUGCAGGGCACAGCCAUGCCCACCCUCAGUAGUGGAGAUGCUGGCCCUAACCCAGGUAGUCCUGCCUGUCUGACCUGUGGUAGGAGUCGUGUCUUCAUGGUCAAAGUGCUUACAGAUCCAAUCCUUCCCUGUCACUCUCCCAGGCUGACAUCUGUCCCCAGCCCCAAUUCAGAAAGAGGAGGCACACAACUUGGCCACCACAGCAGGGCCAGUCCAAGGGCAAGGGUUCUGGAAUCCACAGGGAAGGGUAGCCACGGCCCCUCAGACCCCAUGAGUGACAGCCCACAGGGCAGUUUCCAGGUUGGCCUCCAUCCCUGGGCCACUCUGGGAGGUGGUAGACAUCAAGGAGAGGGAAAAGUUGCCGAGUUAUUGGUAUGAAAGGGCUUUCUCUCUAGGUACCCCCACAAAAAUAAAUUUUGAAAAAAUAUGUA
Marmota monax (woodchuck) is the source of this 2818-nucleotide messenger RNA. RefSeq names its product corticotropin releasing hormone receptor 2 (gene Crhr2). Gene Ontology annotation, cellular component: axon terminus; dendrite; plasma membrane. The transcript has 13 exons. Gene Ontology annotation, biological process: cell surface receptor signaling pathway; adenylate cyclase-modulating G protein-coupled receptor signaling pathway; long-term synaptic potentiation. Gene Ontology annotation, molecular function: corticotropin-releasing hormone receptor activity; G protein-coupled peptide receptor activity; peptide hormone binding. Lineage: Eukaryota; Metazoa; Chordata; Mammalia; Rodentia; Sciuridae. The record is from RefSeq and is a predicted model, not a curated record. The coding region runs from base 107 to 1417 and encodes 436 amino acids.